AUGUUGAGAUAUUUAAUCGAUAUUACGAUAGAUACUGACUUAUGGGAAAAUGGAUAUGCACCUAAGAUUAAUUGGACUACGCUUGGACUUAUUUUUGUAUCACUUCUAACCGUAAUUUUAUUACUUCUUGCCGUAAUUUAUAAUAUUUACCUACAACAACAGCGGCGUCCAACAAAAACAAAUGGAAAUGAAAGAUGUUUACAACCAUAUGAAAAUAAGAUAAUAAAAACGCUUGAUCCUGAUCCAGUGGAUAUUUCAUCUGUUUCAUAUAAACAAAUCUAUAUUAAUUAUGAUCCAGAUUUAUUUUUAAUUUCAACGUCUGGUUUUAUUGAUAUUACUAGUGUAGAAAUUUAUUCCGAACCGACAGUUGAAAUAACUCAGUCUAUAACUGAACAAGUUCUUCUAUCUGAUACAGAACGAAAGUUAAUUUGUUAUUGCGAUGGUAGUUAUUCUCGUUACAUGUCAAUAGGAACUUCUGGUUUUCGAGCUUCUGAUGGAGGAUACCGAUAUCGUUUAUUCUCUUCUGGUGAUCCAAGAUAUGGUAGUGUCGAUGCCGAAGUUCAAGCUGCAUAUUUUGCCAUAGAAUAUGCUUCGAGAAAACAUUAUAAUAAAUUAGUUAUUUAUACAGAUAAUUCUAAAGUAGAACAACUUCUAAAACGUCGUAAACCAAAAGAUUGCAAUUAUUAUCCUGAUAUUUGUCAAAUUCUUGAUCAGUGUAAUAAUCAACAAGAUAAAAUUACUAUUAAGGUAAUUCGAGUUCGUGGACAUACAUCAAGAUAUGAACAAAAGAACUGUAAAACAAAAGCUGAAUUUGCAAAAAUCGAUCGAAUUGUUCGAAAAAAAACACGUCAAUUUAUAAAAAAAUACCGACUUCAUUUUCAACCAGUUUAUCAUAAUUAUUAUGUAUUGGAUCGCUAUUUCUAUUAUUUCUGA
Molecule: messenger RNA, 933 nt
Organism: Adineta steineri
Lineage: Eukaryota; Metazoa; Rotifera; Eurotatoria; Adinetida; Adinetidae
Source: the annotation of a GenBank genome assembly